AAAAGUAACGUACAUUCAAAAUGAAAUUCGCCUCGAUUUGUUUUGUAGUGAUUUUGUGUGCAACGGUGGCAUCCGCCGAAUCGGAACCGACCAAUCAAAUAUCAUUCAGAGAUUUUGUUCGAAAUGAUUACCAAAGCUUGAUAAAAAAGUUCAAGGAACAUGGCAUUGAUGUGAAUUGUAUUGCAAAGUUUGCUGGCCACUACCUCGGUAAUAGCCUUAUCCGUGGCCGUUUAACCGAAGUCAACACCAAACUCAGCCUUAUGAUGGGUCAGUGGGAAAAGUGCUUAAAAUCGAAAAAUAAAUACCAAUGCAUGCUUAGCGUUGCUGAAAUGGGUGCUAAUACCGUUAGUGAAUUUUUCAGGGAAAUGGCUAAGGAAGAAUACGAGAAAUUGUUAAAACUAAUGGGAGAAGAUAUAUUGAAUGAAUGCAUCGAAUCCGUUGAUGCAUUAGACGCCCUUAAAGAGUUGAAGUUAGAGGGAUAUUGCGUCAUGGCAAACAUCUCCCAAUCUUUUAAGAACACUGAAGUUGCCCCAAUUUGGAAACGAUACGUUGAUCAGCUGAACUCUUCAGGAGAUAGCGACAGGGGUUGUGCAGCAAAAUUUAGUCUAAUUGGAGUAACUAAAUGCAUUUUUACCGAAUCGCCCGAGGAAGAGGAAAUUCGCCGCGAUUUAUUCAAACACUUGAAAAAUUUCUCCGAGGAAGGUAUUUUCAAAAUUGCAGAAGAAAUCGGCAACAAAUGCUUACAUUGAAUUGUGACAACUUUUCCAAUAUUCUCCUGGACAAUUUCUUAUUCAAAUCGGUUUUUGGAUUGAAAUUACCGGAAUCACAUCACAUAACUCCAUUUGUUGUAUGAAGAAAUGAAAUAAAUUGACUUUACAUUGAAA
Sitodiplosis mosellana (orange wheat blossom midge) is the source of this 884-nucleotide messenger RNA. RefSeq lists its product as uncharacterized. The record is from RefSeq and is a predicted model, not a curated record. Lineage: Eukaryota; Metazoa; Arthropoda; Insecta; Diptera; Cecidomyiidae. The transcript is spliced from 6 exons. Bases 21 to 749 code for a protein of 242 amino acids.